CUGCAGGGCAAGGGCACCUGUGUUAAGUAGGGAAAUGCAGUUUUUACUAUUUGUCUUCUCCGCAGAAAAAGAGAGAGGAAAAAGAAAUCUGGAGAGAGGAAAGGGAGAGAUGAAUAGCUGAAGAUUUGGGCUAAUCUGAACAUCUAUCUUUUUUUUUUUUUUUUUUCCUCUUCCUGAGCAGUUGCACAAACUUUUUGGAGAGGGGAAGGAAAAAAAAAAGCCUCACUGAAGUGAAGCAGCGAAUGAAGUCUUGCCAUGUGCAGGGUUAAAUGGAAACACACAAUCAGACCAUAACUCUGUGUAAUUCAAGCCAUACGGUUUGUCUGUCUGUUGACUCGAAAGGUUGUAUCAAGGCUUGGCAAGGGAGGGGACUGAGAAGGGAUAAUCCAAACCUUUUCAUGAUUCAUAAACCACUCCUUUGCAAUUUGGAUAAUAGAUUUCUCUCUCGCAGCCACUCGCUACACUUCAGAGUUCACUGCAGCUCGGGCUCUUUCUCUCUCUCCUUUCAGGUUCUUCAUCUCCAGGAACGAGCAACAUCCAAACUGAAGGGAAAUACAUCGCACAAAAUAUUAAGAAAACUCCUUCUUUAAAAAAAAAAAUCUUUGGAGAAGCUGAUUUCCUUUGGCAAGCACGAGAAAGUGAAGAAAAUGAAGCCAAGUCUGCGAUUUUUCUUAGCUGGUUUUCUGCUGUUGAUUCUGCAGACGGGGCUUUGCUAUGGGAUAAAAUGGAUAGCUCUGUCCAAGACUCCUCUGGCUUUGGCCCUGAACCAAACCCAGCACUGCAAGCAGCUGGAGGGCCUGGUGGUGUCGCAGGUGCAGCUGUGCCGCAGCAACCUGGAGCUGAUGCAGACCAUCAUCCAGGCGGCGCGCGAGGUGAUAAAGACCUGCCGCAAAACCUUCUCGGACAUGAGGUGGAACUGCUCCUCCAUAGAGCUGGCUCCCCACUACCUGCUGGACCUAGAGAGAGGCACAAGGGAGUCAGCAUUUGUGUAUGCCCUCUCUGCUGCUGCCAUCAGCCACACCAUUGCCAGAGCCUGCACCACCGGGGACCUCCCUGGCUGUUCCUGUGGUCCCAUCCCAGGUGAGACACCUGGACCUGGGUAUCGAUGGGGAGGAUGUGCAGACAACCUCAACUAUGGUCUUAUCAUGGGGUCCAAAUUUUCAGAUGCUCCCAUGAAGAUGAAAAAAUCAGGAUCACAAGCCAAUAAACUGAUGCAUCUGCACAACAGUGAAGUAGGGAGACAGGUCUUGAAAGCCUCUCUUGAAAUGAAAUGUAAGUGCCAUGGAGUUUCUGGGUCAUGCUCCAUCAAGACCUGUUGGAAAGGCCUUCAGGAGCUGCGAGACAUUGCCCUGGACCUCAAAACCAAAUAUUUAUCUGCCACCAAGGUUGUUCACCGGCCCAUGGGCACACGCAAAUACCUCGUGCCAAAGGAUAUCGAUAUCAGGCCAGUCAAAGAGACAGAGCUGAUUUACCUGCAGAGCUCUCCUGACUUCUGCAUGAAGAAUGAGAAAGUGGGGUCACAUGGGACCCAGGACAGACAAUGCAACAAGACUUCCAACGGGAGUGACAGCUGCGACCUGAUGUGCUGUGGCAGAGGCUACAACCCCUACAUGGACAAGGUGGUGGAGCGCUGCCACUGCAAGUACCACUGGUGCUGCUACGUCACCUGCAAAAAGUGCGAGAGGACUGUCGAGAGAUACGUGUGCAAGUGAAAACCCUCCUCUGCCCACCUGGGAGCUGAGACACCCAGCACUGCUCAGAGAAAACUUUCCUUCACUAGGCAUCGUCUAUCUUGUAAAGACACACACUUGGGGAGAGGUGGGAGGAGGAAAAGCAGCAAUCGCACCAGUAGAAAUAAGAACGUAAAUAAAACCUCCCAGAAAGCAACAAACCCACCCAAAUAUUUCCCCCUCACCAAUAAAAUGCUCUCUGAGAAGACAAAAUCUCAUGUGGGAUGAUAUCUUCUUCCAAAAUAUUUUCUACGGUUGCCAAUGAUGUCCAGCCAUCAAGUGCCUUAGUAUCCUGAGAAAUAAAUACAGAAACUUUCCCUGGGGGGGAAAAAAACAACAUUUGUUUGACAGUAACUAAGGCUCACACCUGCCUAUGCCUUCCAGCACAGAUACUGAGUCUCCAUUUGGACCAUCCCAGAAGGGAAAA
Molecule: messenger RNA, 2157 nt
Organism: Oenanthe melanoleuca
Lineage: Eukaryota; Metazoa; Chordata; Aves; Passeriformes; Muscicapidae
Gene: WNT11
Product: Wnt family member 11
Exons: 5
Coding region: 648-1712 (354 amino acids)
Biological process (GO): multicellular organism development; neuron differentiation; canonical Wnt signaling pathway
Cellular component (GO): extracellular region
Molecular function (GO): cytokine activity; frizzled binding
Source: RefSeq, a predicted model, not a curated record